Messenger RNA from Besnoitia besnoiti, 729 nucleotides. RefSeq lists its product as uncharacterized. The transcript has 2 exons. The record is from RefSeq and is a predicted model, not a curated record. NCBI's taxonomy places the organism in Eukaryota, Apicomplexa, Conoidasida, Eucoccidiorida, Sarcocystidae. The coding region runs from base 1 to 729 and encodes 242 amino acids.
AUGAAGAGCCUGUUAAAGAACGCGGAGCCGUCCACUUCGGGCGGUCAGAGCGGCGACGGCAAGGGCGGUAAGGUCCUCUCUGAGAAUAUUCGUCGUCUGCGGUUCAUGCAGGACAAGACUUCUUCAGCUGCUGCCUCUUCGCGGCCCAACGCAUCUCCGCAAGGAGGAGCUGCCCUUUCAGCUCGCGCCUUCCACCAGCAGCAGCUGCGGCUGCUUCAGCAACAGCAGAAACAGUUCUACGAGUUGCAGAGAUCGCAGGGCGACAAGAAGCAUCCCAAGAAAGAAGAGUCAGCUGCCUCCGCCGCUCCGCCUGCCUCGCUUGACCCACACGUGCCUGCCCCCUCCGCUUCGGCGUCUUCGUCUGCGCCUCCACUGUCUCGCAAACAACUCGAAGAAGUGAGGAGCCGGCAACUUGAGGAGCUGAAGGAACUGAGGCGGCACUGGUGUGCCCCGGGCUCGGAGUGCGCAGAGGACAUCUACGAACUCCAAAAGGAGGAAGACAUGCAACUCCAGCUUCAGAUGGGGUCGCUGUCUUUCGAGUCCAAGCGACAAGCAGCCGCGCUGGUCGUUACAAGGCGCGCAUACGGAGGCAUGAAUCCCUACGUUGAAACGACGAUGCGAAGCAUCGUCAAGAAAGCGCUGCAGCUGGAGAGAAGGCAAGAAGAGGAGCGAGAAGCGAAGCGGUGGCAAGCGGCACACAGCGGUCGACAGAACAUUUCUGAUCGAUAA